Molecule: messenger RNA, 1032 nt
Organism: Hypoxylon trugodes
Lineage: Eukaryota; Fungi; Ascomycota; Sordariomycetes; Xylariales; Hypoxylaceae
Product: eukaryotic translation initiation factor 4E
Exons: 3
Coding region: 207-950 (247 amino acids)
Biological process (GO): translational initiation
Cellular component (GO): cytoplasm; eukaryotic translation initiation factor 4F complex
Molecular function (GO): RNA 7-methylguanosine cap binding; translation initiation factor activity
Source: RefSeq, a predicted model, not a curated record
AAGAAGCAGCGUCAUACGUACCUAGGGAUCGUCGUAAUUCCUUCCCUCGGCCAGAAAAAGAUCUAGGCGCAAAUAUCCGCAUCCGACUCCUCGUCUCAGAAACAUCCUAGUCGCAAACACGCCAACCACCGAUAUCCCCCUUCGUCAUCUAGACUCUUCGUCUACAUCGAUCGUAUCUCCCCUUAUUACCAAAAUCACAAUUCAAGAUGUCCGAACAAGUCGACCUCACCACUAUCCCCAUCUCUCCUAAUGGCGAUAACUCAACGUCCAACGAUUCCGACAGCGGCGGCAAGCUGAUCACCGUGUUCCAUGACAAGGAUAACUUCAAUGUCAAACACCCCCUCCAAAACAAAUGGACUUUAUGGUUCACUAAGCCGUCAAGCGGAAAGGGCGACAACUGGAAUGAUCUGUUGAAGGAAGUCAUCACAUUCAACUCCGUUGAAGAGUUUUGGGGUAUUUACAACAACAUCGCUCCCGUCUCUGAACUUGCACUGAAGUCCGACUACCACCUAUUCAAGGAAGGCGUACGACCAGAAUGGGAGGACCCCCAGAAUAAGCAUGGUGGCAAGUGGUCCUACCAAUUCAAGGACAAGCGCAAUGUCGACAUUAACGAUCUCUGGCUACACACCAUGCUCGCCGCGAUCGGCGAGACCCUCGAGGAAGAAGACGACGGCGAGGUCAUGGGUGUCGUCGUCAACGUCCGCAAAGCUUUCUACCGUAUCGGCGUUUGGACCCGCACUAUAGGAAAGAGCAUUCCUGGCCGAGGAGAUGGCGAUGUGUCGGGCGGUAAGGGCCGCUCGGUUGAGAAGGGCCAGAAGAUUCUGCAAGCUAUUGGCAAGCAGUUCAAGGAGAUUCUCAAGCUACCCCCUAACGAAGUUGUCGAGUUCUCGGGUCAUACCGAUUCUGCCCACAGCGGAAGCACAAGAGCUAAGGCUAAAUUCACCGUCUAAGUUACAACUGCUCAGUUGUCUCGAUGGACGGCUCCGACAAGAGCGGUGUUUAGAUGGUCUCCGGCUUUUGACAUAGAUUAGC